Molecule: messenger RNA, 705 nt
Organism: Anopheles marshallii
Lineage: Eukaryota; Metazoa; Arthropoda; Insecta; Diptera; Culicidae
Exons: 2
Coding region: 1-705 (234 amino acids)
Source: RefSeq, a predicted model, not a curated record
AUGUCCGAUUCUGAUAGUAGUGAGGAUGAAAUAAAUAAACAAUUACUGGCAGCGGUAGAUACUUCAUUUCUUUGUGAAAAGCUUUACAAUACACCGCCGGUAGUGGACGCCACAGCUCCUGUUCCAUGUGCUGAUGUGAAACAACCCAAAUCAAAUCGUUACCUAUUGGAAGAGGAUUCAGUCUUCCAUAGCGAUCUCAAUGUGACGACUGCCGUACAAAAACAUGUCGCCGAAAAGUUAUCCAAACUAAUCGGCUCAGUAAUAGAAUUUAAAGAUUCCGAUAAUAUUCAAUCCUCAACUCAACUGGAUUGCUCAACCGAUGACACCGGAGUGCGGCUUUUAACAGGAUUCACCGAAGCAAUUGAUGUAAAUGAGGAUCCAGAAAUACUGCCACCGAGUGUGAAGCCGAAAGCAAUUAAACGAAGAAUGUUGGACUGUGAGUCGGAAUUACCGGUUGCCCAGAGAAUCGCUUCUUGCAUUUGCGAUCCGGGUGCUUUCCCGAAAGAGGUGCAGCAAUGGAAGGGUCCACGAAAACGAUCCAUACAGUAUCAGUACAAGAAGAAACAGGAUGGCACAUUACUGGAAAAGUCUAAUCUACUUGCAAAUGAAUUUACUAAAGCACGCAAUGCAAAUAUGUGGCACGAAAGUAAGAUUAAGAAGUUCAAAGGGAAACCUCAAAACGGUUCAAAAUCUUUUAAUGGUUAA